UCCAAUUUACCUUUUAAAUACAAGGGUAUAACCUCAAUCACAAACCCUCUUGCUCUCUCGCUCGCCGUCUUCUGCUGUGGCUCUCCUUGUGAUCUAAACAAUCCGAUCAAUUUUGAUAAUAAUAUGUUCGGAAGAGGAGCUCCGAAGAAAAGCGAUAACACAAAGUAUUAUGAGAUUCUUGGCGUCUCUAAAUCUGCUUCACAGGAUGAUCUAAAAAAGGCGUAUCGAAAAGCGGCUAUCAAGAACCAUCCCGAUAAGGGCGGUGAUCCUGAAAAGUUUAAGGAGUUGGCACAAGCUUAUGAAGUUUUGAGUGACCCGGAAAAACGGGAGAUUUAUGAUCAGUAUGGGGAGGAUGCUCUUAAGGAAGGAAUGGGCGGUGGCGGCGGUGGUCAUGACCCUUUUGAUAUUUUCCAGUCUUUCUUUGGUGGCAGCCCGUUUGGUGGCGGUGGCAGCAGCAGAGGCCGGAGGCAGAGGAGAGGUGAGGAUGUGAUACAUCCUCUCAAGGUUUCUUUGGAGGAUCUAUACAAUGGCACCUCCAAAAAGCUCUCUCUUUCGCGGAAUGUUAUCUGCUCGAAGUGUAAAGGUAAAGGUUCCAAGUCAGGUGCAUCAAUGAAGUGUUCUGGCUGCCAAGGCUCGGGAAUGAAGGUUUCGAUAAGACACCUUGGACCGUCCAUGAUCCAGCAAAUGCAGCAUCCGUGCAAUGAAUGCAAGGGUACUGGCGAGACCAUUAAUGACAAGGACCGCUGCCCUCAAUGCAAGGGUGAAAAAGUUGUGCAAGAGAAGAAGGUGCUUGAAGUUAUUGUUGAGAAGGGUAUGCAAAAUGGCCAGAAAAUUACGUUUCCUGGAGAAGCCGACGAAGCUCCUGACACUGUCACCGGGGACAUUGUUUUUGUCCUGCAACAAAAGGAGCAUCCUAAGUUUAAGCGUAAAAGUGAUGACCUAGUUGUUGAGCACACACUCUCUCUUACAGAGGCACUUUGUGGCUUCCAGUUUAUCUUGACCCACUUAGAUGGAAGACAGCUCCUUAUAAAAUCCCAGCCUGGGGAAGUCGUCAAACCAAAUCAAUUCAAGGCCAUAAACGAUGAAGGGAUGCCAAUGUAUCAAAGGCCAUUUAUGAGGGGUAAAUUGUACAUUCAUUUCACAGUUGAAUUCCCAGACUCGCUUCCCGCAGAUCAGUGCAAAGCCCUGGAAUCGGUUCUUCCGUCGAGGACUUCAGUCCAGCUGUCUGACAUGGAGGUUGAUGAAUGUGAGGAGACCACUUUACAUGAUGUCAACUUUGAGGAGGAGAUGAGGCGGAAACAACAACAGGCUCAGGAGGCAUAUGAUGAAGAUGACGAUAUGCCCGGUGGCGCCCAAAGAGUGCAAUGCGCCCAACAAUAAGGGAUUCAAGUUUGACAGAGUGAGAAUAAUGUGAUUCUCAAACUUUAUUUUCCUUAGAAUUUGGGAUGUGUGAUGGAUUAAAAUAUGAUGAUAUUGUCAAAUCUGCUCUGCUUCUCUCUCUUAGUGUAAUGUUUAUGUAAUUUGAAUUUAUGACAUGCUUGCUUGCUUACUUGGCUAUAAUAGAUCUGCUAUUUUUUAACA
This is a messenger RNA of Mercurialis annua (annual mercury), 1581 nucleotides long. RefSeq names its product dnaJ protein homolog. Bases 124 to 1380 code for a protein of 418 amino acids. Gene Ontology annotation, cellular component: cytosol; cytoplasm. The record is from RefSeq and is a predicted model, not a curated record. The transcript is spliced from 7 exons. Gene Ontology annotation, biological process: protein refolding; response to heat. Gene Ontology annotation, molecular function: Hsp70 protein binding; ATP binding. NCBI's taxonomy places the organism in Eukaryota, Viridiplantae, Streptophyta, Magnoliopsida, Malpighiales, Euphorbiaceae.